GUUGUUAACGGAUAACCUGGGCUUGGGCAUACUGCAAUAACUCCUGCGCUCCCUGCAAACAGCUGCUUCGUCUUUGGGCACAAAAUACCGAUCCCUGUAUAUUGCUGACAACUGACAGAAAUGUCAGAGACGUCAAGUGAUGCAGAGUCGUCCUGUGGCUGGACCAUAAUCAGUCAUGAGGGUUCAGAUAUCGAGACGUUGGGAUCUGAGGCUGCAGUGGAAGCUGAGCUGUUAGAGCGCCCUCCAGUGGAGGAACCAGAGCUGCAGGACAAACAGGCUUCUGCAUCUAAUGCUCAGUGUGUUGAAGAGAAGGUUGCUGAGUCACUUGAUGAAACUCUGGAAGAACAAAGCAUAGAUGAGACAUUGUGUGUUUCCGAGGCGGGAGACAACUCCAAAGGGAAACAGCACAUGGCUCUGUUGUCCUCCAGUGAUCACUCAGACAUUGUGACUCUUGGAGACUUGAAGGAGGGCGAGCACGUGGAGGUGGAAGAGGAGGCGGCGGCAGCUAAUGAGGAGUUUUACCUUGGUUCCUCCUGCAGCAGCCAGUAUGCCUUCACUGCAGCAGAGACUGCAGGUUUGAUGUUGAGUCACUGGAAACUCCCACAGAGUCUCGUGAACUUAGGCUGCCAUCUGAGAAGUCAGCUCACUGGAGGCCGCUCUUUUUCAGUUUUCCCGUUGCAGCAGCCUACAGUGACAAACUCCAGCAGCAGUGAGGAUGAGGCAGGACGAAGCACCAGCGCUGUGGUCCGAAGACGAAGGUUGAGGAAGAAUACCACGAGCAUCGUCACAGAACCUGAGGAGGAGGUGCUGGAAUCUGGCCAGAGUGAGGAGGAGGAGGAGGUCAAAGAACAGAAGUGGCAGCAGCAGCAGCAGCAGCAGGAGGAAGAGGCAGAAGUUAGAAGUCUGGAUGUCCGAAUGCAAGGCCGGGGCAGAAGCCUCCUCAACAGCUGUGUCCUCAUCGCCCUCGUCAUAGCCAUCAGUAUGGGCGUUGGCCACUUCUAUGGUACAGUCCAGAUUCGAGAAAAACUGAAAACCGUUGAUAAACUCAGAGUGAAGGACGUUGGUGUUCUGAUUCGACGACAUGUUGGAGAACAAGCUUUUGUAAACCAGAGGGUUGAGUUUGGUUCGGAUGACCUGGAUGAGCAAGAAGUGAUUUCCCUGCUGACAGAAGUGAUUGAGAAGGUAAAGAAAGAGAACCAGGAGCUCAACAUCAAACAGGAGCACAUUCAGGCCCAGAGAGAUGACCUAGAAAUGCUGCUGAAACAGACGACUGAGGAGAGGACGAACAUUGUGUCACAGCAGCAAAAGUUGACAGCUGAGAACCAGUUGCUGAAAACCUCCCUGGAACGUGAAGAAAAAUCCCUUUCCACACUACAGGACGAGCUGAGAAACCUGCGCUCUAAGAUUACAGAUCGGGAGGCGAUGGGAACCGGUACCGACUCGCUGAUGUCAGAAAUCCAGAGGCUGAAAGAGCAGCUGGAGGAGGAGAAACGGCUGAUCAACAGCUUAUACGGCCAAGGGGAAGACAUGGCGGCUGAAGCACAGACACUGAGCAAGAAGCUUGCGAAGGAGAGAACGGUUACAGAUGAGCUGAGGAGAGAGUUAAAUGUGCUGAGAAGUGACAUCCCCAGAGCUGGAAAGGAAGCUGGUUCAGAGGCAGAGGGGCUCCAAUCACGUCUGAUGGAGCUGGAGAAGAGACUGAGCUUCGAGCAGCAGCGCUCGGACCUGUGGGAGAGGCUGUAUGUGGAAACCAAGGAAGAAAGAGCUAAAGGAGACACGGACCCCAGAGUUAAAAGACCAAAAGAGGGCGUGGCAGGGAAAGUGAAAGAGACAUUUGAUGCUGUGAAGAACUCCACUAAGGAGUUUGUCCAUCACCACAAAGAGCAGAUAAAGAAAGCGAAGGAAGCUGUGAAGGAGAACCUGAGGAAGUUUUCAGAUUCUGUCAAAUUAACCUUCAGACACUUCAAGGAUUCAGCUUCGACCAUCAUCAACAAAGCCCGAGGUUUUUAUAAUAAGAGACGCGGUGAGAAGCAAACAACAGAGUCGUGGAAGCACGGAUUCCACAACCCUCAUCACAGACACCAACGCAAAUCUGACGAUUCCUUCCAGAGCAACCACAACACUCGAAAAUCAGGGGAUAAAGUUCACAAAGGUCCAGGUCAAGACGCCCGCAAUCAGGAGUCCAUGAAUCGCUUCAACAAAGCCAUGGAGCCAAUCAGAGCAGAAGAAUUUUACCAGCUGCUGGAAAGCUACGUGCAACAAGAGGUCGACCACUUCCACCACUGGAAAGAGCUGGAGAUGUUCAUCAACAACUUCUUCCACAACGGAAUGUUCAACCACGACCAGAUGCCGUUCACAGACUUUAUCAGCGUCGUGGAAAACUAUCUGACUAACAUUCACGGGUCUGAUUAUCAUGGCCUGAAUGACGACGUAUUCAGAGAUCUUGAUGACUUUGUCUACCGGCACUUCUUUGGAGAGGCUUCCAGAAAGAAAUAUGUCCCAAAUGGGCCGUUUGAAAGACCAGACACAGACUCUAAGGAGUCGAGGGCGAAGAAUCAACAGCGAAAGCAGAGAGCCAGAAAUCGACCACACAGUGAACGCAAAUGGAGCCGAUCAGGAAGAAACGCAGACGGACACAUGGCUGACGUCAAAAUAGAACUGGGUCCGAUGCCGUUUGAUCCCAAAUACUGAAAAU
This is a messenger RNA of Anoplopoma fimbria (sablefish), 2695 nucleotides long. It is a transcript of the gene ccpg1, whose product is annotated as cell cycle progression 1. Bases 121 to 2691 code for a protein of 856 amino acids. Gene Ontology annotation, cellular component: membrane. Lineage: Eukaryota; Metazoa; Chordata; Actinopteri; Perciformes; Anoplopomatidae. The record is from RefSeq and is a predicted model, not a curated record. The transcript has 11 exons.